Messenger RNA from Fusarium coffeatum, 4689 nucleotides. RefSeq lists its product as uncharacterized. The transcript has 2 exons. Gene Ontology annotation, biological process: actin filament severing; barbed-end actin filament capping. The coding region runs from base 1 to 4689 and encodes 1562 amino acids. The record is from RefSeq and is a predicted model, not a curated record. NCBI's taxonomy places the organism in Eukaryota, Fungi, Ascomycota, Sordariomycetes, Hypocreales, Nectriaceae. Gene Ontology annotation, molecular function: actin filament binding; phosphatidylinositol-4,5-bisphosphate binding.
AUGUCCGACGAAGUCUCCCAAUUUCUCGAGCAGGUCGAGCGCCUGCGUGGUCAACAGAUCUCAGAAGACGAAGUGAGAGCUCGUGAGCUCGAAGAUUACUUGGCUGCAAAGCGAGAAAGACAAGCUCGUCGUGAAGAACGUGCCCGAUCCAUCUCACCACAAAAGUCAUCCCCUGCAAACACCCCCUCGCCACGCUCGAGUCGACGCAGUGUGCACCUCACAGAGGCAUUGAAACUCGAUUCUCCCAAAUUUUCAAGGGAACGCAGUAGCUCAGAAUCCGCUGAGCCUGAGGCGAAACCAGAUACCUCAAUGGAUCUGAGCUCUUCACCGACGAAGGAGAACGAGGCUCCUUCUGACGUCGAUACAAAGCCCGCAACCACAACACCCACCCGUUACUCAACCUUGUCGUGGCAGCGGCGACCAAACUCCCGCAGCGGCUCAGCCCGCCCGUUAAGCAUGCUCGCAACCCAAAAUGCGACCCAACGGUCGUUUAUCGGGUCGCAGGAUUCGACACCCGCUUCUGCUUCAGCCACCGAAGAGACCUUCUCGAAGGAUCAGAUUGCCCAGUCCCUGGGUUCAAAGGACCCUUCAUGGUUUCGCCAAACGGCGGACCGAGGGGCGAGCUCAGCUGCUUACCGAAAGAACCAGGUCGAGGACACAGAUCGUUUAGAUAUGGCUUCUGUUAAGGCACAAUUGCCUGGCAUGUCGGCUGAACCAGCCAAGCCAAGCCCGCCUGAAGAGAAGCCAGCUGAACAGCCCGUUGAGGAGCCUGCUACGCCUACUAAGAUGAGACUGGCAAGCCCCCCAUCGCUCAACCCUCCAGGUUUUGAUGCUGGAGAAGACCUGUCUUUGGACGGUCGUCUUUCGAACGCAUCUCCAGGCCGCAUGUCUCCCACUCGGUCCAACUCGCGAUCCAAUUCGCCCACCAAGGGUAUGGGCGGCUUUGUUCAGAGCGCUAUGAUGAAGAGAUCAGACAGUGUCAAGCGAUGGAGCGUUACUAGCCCUCCUAGUCUUAACCGUGCCAAUUCAAUCCAAUCAAGCCAAGGCGCUGGUUUGUCGGUCAAUGCUCGUCCAACAAGCAGAGCAGGACCCGGUGCGACGACACCAGGCUCAAGCCGACCAACAUCACGACAUGGAGAAUCUGACAACGAGGUCACACCCAAGGCGACUGCUGCAGCUCCCGCUCCUACAAUUGACACAUCAUUGGGAGAUUCUGCUAUGCCUCUUAGUCCAUCUAAGACGAUGGAUCCCAGAAGAUGGAGCCCAACAAAGUCAAGCUGGCUUGAGAGUGCCUUGAACAAGCCCCCUGAGUCACCAAACAAGUCUCAUCAUAAGUCUAGCUCAUCGCAGCCAGCAUGGAUGGCCGAGCUUAACAAGAACAAGGGAAGUGUUCCCGAAGGUACACGACCUCGUCCAGGGUCUAUCUCUCAUAAGCACCAAGUUAGUAUCGGUGGACUUAUGAGGUCUACUCCUAUGGGCACAGCGACAAAGACCAACACAACUGGCCUUGGUGGUAUCUACUCCCCUCCUCCAGGUGGCAACCGACCUGUUAGUAUGCACGGACCUAGCCUGAGCUUCUCGAGAAGUGCGCCCAAACUUGAACCUGAAACACCCGUUGAGGAAAAGACCGACUCUGAACCCGUACCUGAUCCUGAACUUACCGAGGAAGAGAAGAAGACAUCGGAGCCCGCCAAGGAUGAUUCGAUAAGUCCCACCAGAGAGGUAAAGCCAGCCGCACCCUCGCCCAAGCCCAAGCCAGAGGCGCCUCCUAAGAUGGACUUCCGCAAAUCCCUGAGACACCGACCAACUGGCUCAGAAGUAACCAAGACCGAGGAGCCGGAGUUCAAGAACGUUUUCGGCACUCUACGUAGGACCAAGACCCAAAACUGGGUGGCUCCCGACCCAUUGAAAGAUAAUAUCCUUCGAGGAAAGGCUGCCCUUAACCAAACCGGAGGCCCGCAAAAGACCGAGAGAGUGGACGAGUUCAAGGAAGCUAUCUUGAAGAAGAAGGAUGACUUUAAGAAAGCCCAGGCCGAUGGCAAAGGAAUCUCAAGGAGCAGCACUCCCACGAACGAUGCCCCACUUCCAGAAGGACUUGCAAGGAGAGCCGAGAUGGCGAGGAGAAAGUCAGUGGCGGAUGUCAAGACAACACCUGCACCGAGUAAGCCAGAUUCGCCCAAGCCGACACCAGGUCCCAAAAGGAUACCCAGCCAGACCCUUUCUUCGCCCAAGCCCGCUUCUAAACCAGCCCCUGAACCCGCCGCUGACGAGGGUCUAAAGCGAGUAGUUACCGAAUCUAGAGCGAAACCGGAGGAGCCACGGGGCUUACCAGGUCUGCACAAGGAAACGAGCUCACCUGCCAGGUUGCAAGGAGGUAUAGGAGGUAAGCUCGCUGGACGGUUCAACCCGGCCCUCGCUGGUAUGCUCGCACGGGGACCGCCUCCCAUGGCUACCAAUGGGGGCAAGGCCCCUGAGGAAUCCGAAUCCAAGGGGCCUGCCAGUGCAACAGUUACAGAACCGUCCGCUCCUGGGCCGCAACUGACACAUAUGACUAAGGGUCGAGCUCGAGGUCCUAGGAGAAAAGCGCCGUCCAAAACUGCCCCCUCAGCUGCCUCCGGAACCCCCGCAGCUGAACCAAAAUCUGCACAGGAAAAGCCCAAGCCCAAGCCUACCGCGCCGAAACCUAUCGAGCCAGUCCAGAACAAGCCCGUUGAACAAGCUGCCCCUCCCGCCGAGAAGACUGAAGAGUCUGCUUCCGCUCCUCUUUCUAUUCAACAACAGGUCGCCGCAAGAGCCGCUAUUCGAGGAAAACCUACCCCUUCUACGCCUACUAAGCCCCAGGAGAACGAGCCGCGACGAUUCCAAACCCGUGCAGACCGCCCAUCUUUAUUCUCUUCUAAGGAACCCUCUAAACCUGAGGUUGGCCCCAGUGACUAUCCUUCACCAUUAAGAAUUCAGAAAACUGGCGAUGCUGGUUCGCAACCCGGCUCGCCCAAGAAGCUCGACACCAACCGCAUGUCUCGUUUCCUUGACCGCUCAUCAAACGAUGCACCAGAGCCUGCUAAAGAGCCGGUGCGAUUGACGCAUCAGCGUACAGGUUCUCGAUCUCCAGUCAAGAUGUGGCAGCGCCCUCUGCCAGAACCCGAGCCAUCAUCGCCAACAAAGGUUGACAGUGAUCCGGUCGUGUCUGUCAAGAACGCUAGAGCCAUGUUUGGCGGUACAGCCCAAGCUCCUUCGCUACCUGCUAAACCCUCGGUGGACAGAUCAGAGCCUGCUGUGGUCAAGACACCCCCGCCAAAAGCAUCGCCUCGUCCUCUUCCUGAUCCUGUUCGCUCUUCACCUCUUCAAGUCAACAAGACCCCGUCUCGAGUGGCCACCCGUCCCUUACCCACACCGCCCACCCGGGAGCCUCAGACUCCCAAGGCACCGGAAACCCCCAAGGCGCCAGUCACUCCCCGGCCUGAACAAACACCAUCAGCCGCCCCGCCAAAGACUCCUAGCCAGGGCAGUGAUGUCGCGAGCUUGCUGACUGACUUCUUUGGACCGAAACCUGCAAGGGCUGAGUACAAGGUGGAUGCUGCAGAGCUUCUGAUGAACCGACCUCCAACAGGCCCCGUGAAGAUCCAAAGCCUCAGCUUUCAAGUGUUCCAAAUCUCAGCAGAGGGCAAGAAAACACCCGUGGCGUCUCACUACGAGCGGACGCUGUUUGAGCGUGAGAUGUACAUUGCCCCUCAUAGCUUCACAAACGAGGCCGGAUGGAAGCGACUAGAGAUCUACUUCUGGGUUGGCGACCAAGUACCAGAGUCUGCGGCUGACGAUGCAUUCCUUUUCGUUCAAAAGGAGGCUAAGGCCUUGGGUGGUAAGAUCGUCAAGAUGCAGCAGGGCAAAGAGACAACCGAGUUUCUACAAGCUCUCGGUGGUGUCGUCCUGGUCAGAAGGGGUUCAAGCAACAAGUACGAUUCGUUAGCAAACAACAUGCUUUGCGGCCGGCGCUAUCAGGGCCAGGUCGCUUUCGACGAAUGCGACUUUAACCCAUCAAGUCUGUGCGCAGGAUUCGUCUACGUUCUUACAAGUCAGGGUAAGGCCUAUAUCUGGAAGGGACGAGGAUGCGAUGUGACAGAGCUGAGCGCGGCCAAGCUGGUUGCUAUCGAGCUUGCUCUUACUGGCGAGUUGAUCGAAGUCGAUGAUGGUGACGAGCCUGAGUCAUUCUGGCGGCUCUUUGAGGGAGGAUCAAAGCCCCACUCAGCCGAUCACUGGAAACUCAAGCCCAACUACGCCAAGUACUGCAGCCGGCUCUUCUGCUCGGAUGCAGACACACGACAGCAGGUCUUUGAGAUCGCACCAUUCAGCCAACACGAUCUCUCUCGCGAACACAUCUAUGUCCUCGACGCUUUCUUCGAGAUGUACAUCAUUGUUGGCGCUUCUGCUCAGUCACAAUACUCAUCCUUCCGCAACGCUCUCGACUUUGCCCAAGAGUAUGCUAUCCUCGCCGCUGGCAUGGAGGAUCGUCCAUUUGUGCCCAUAUCCACUGUCGUAUUGGAGGGCAUUCCUCGAGAUCUCAAGCGUGUUUUCCGGUUCUGGCGUGAUGAUUUGAAUCCUACGGCAACCCACACUUCAACAUCUCUCAAGAGGGGUCGAAGUUUGAGGGUGGUGUCACUGACCCAAGCACUGCAAGCGCUUAGAGAGUAA